AUGGCUCAAUCUGUCUCUACCGCCAAGAUCGUGCGAAAGCGCAACAAGCGAUUCAUUCGACACCAGUCUGAUCGCUUCAUGCGUGUCGAUGCCUCCUGGAGAAAGCCAAGAGGUAUUGACUCCCGAGUUCGACGACGAUUCAAGGGACAGUACAUCAUGCCCUCGAUCGGUUACGGAACCAAGGCCGCCGACCGACACCGAUGCAAGGACCAGAAGAACUUCAAGCGAUUCGUCGUCAACAACGUCGCCGAGCUCGAGGUGCUCAUGAUGAACAACCGGGUCUUCUGCGCCGAAAUCGCCGCCGCCGUCUCUGCCAAGAAGCGCAAGGAAAUCGUCGAGCGAGCCGCCCAGUUGGACAUCCACGUCACCAACAAGAACGCCCGCGUCAGAUCCCAGGACAAGGAGUAA
Oikopleura dioica is the source of this 408-nucleotide messenger RNA. Lineage: Eukaryota; Metazoa; Chordata; Appendicularia; Copelata; Oikopleuridae. The record is from the annotation of a GenBank genome assembly.